UAAUGAAAGUGUCCCUUUAAGAUUUCGGUUUUCAUUAACCCAAUGCUCCUGAAGUUAACACACCUAGAUCUUUAGAGGCUUGUAGAAGGGAAGGAAUAAGUCCUGGUGAAAUCGUUAAAGUUUCAUUCGAAGAAUAUCAGAAAAAGUAUAGACUAUCCAAUUUGGAUGCUAAAGGAAUAGAGACUUAUUAUAAACAUUUUGAAGAGAAGAGGGAAGAAAAAUACAGAGAUCUUAUUAAAUAAAGACAUAUAGUUUUAGAAGAUGAAAAGACUGGUAAAAUAGUGUAACAAUUAUAUUUAGGUUUGUGGAGUCCCGAUGGAUUAGGGAAGAGUAAAAUGAUUUCUAAAUAUUCUUAAUAAGAUGCUUCAUCUUUAAUUGAGAAAGAGAGGCAAUAAAUUGAAAAGAUCAAAAAGAAAUAACAAAAAGAGAUUGAAAAUAUGCUGGAGUUCGAAUUAAAAUUAUAAGAGAUUAAGGAAUAAAAUGAAAAGAAGAUGUAAGAUGAGAGGACUAAGUAGAAAUAGAGAGAAUUAGAAUUGGAAAGGAAAAGAGCUUAAUAAGAAGAAAUAAAGAGACAAAAAGAGUUGCAGAAGUAAUAAAAAAAAGAACAAGAAGAAUAAGCAUUGAAGGAAAGAAUGAAAUUGCUUGAAUCUAAAGAACAAGAACGUAUUAAAUAAGAGGAAUUAAAACAGAGAUUAAGAGAAGAAGAAAACAAAAAGAAAGAGGAGGAAAAGAAGGCAUAGUAAGAAAAAUUAAGAAAAUUAAAUGAAGAAAAUAUUAGAUUAUAAUUGGAAGCAUUAGAAAAAAGAAAAAUAGAGAUGGAUGAGAAGGCUGAAUAAAGAAAAAAAAUGAUGGAAGAAUAAAAAGAAAAGAAAAAGCAAGAGGCUGAAAAGGCAAGAAUAGAAAAUGAAGAAAGAAUUAAAUAAGCAAAAGAAAGAAAUGAAUAAGAAGUUCUAAGAGUUAAAGAAGAUGUUGAAAAAAAAUUAUAAAUUAGUGAAUAAAAAAGAUUAUAAUUUGAAGAAGAAAAGAGAAAAAAAUUAGAAUAAUAAAAAAUUGAAGCUGAAUAACAUGCAGAAAUUAUAAGGAAAGUUAUUGAAUAAAAUGAAUAAAUGGAAUUAGAGAAAAAAAAAGAGUAUUUAAAAAAAAUAGAUGAAGCUGAAGAGAGAAGAAAGUAAUUAGAAAAAGAAUAAGAAAAAGAAAAAGAAAAGAAGAGAUAAGAAGAACAUGAAAAAGAAUAAUAAAGACAUUAAGUAUUAUUAUAAAAUGAGCAAAGAUAAAAAGAAAGAAUUGAAGAUUUUUUGAAAAAAUUUUAAGAAAAAGAUGAUAAUCUAUAAAAAAUAUAAUUUGAAAGAUCUAUUUAAAUUACUGAUAAAAGAAAUUAAGAUACUUUAAAAAGAAUAGACAAAAGAGAUAAUGUUGAAAGAAUUAUGAAAAAACAAGAAUAUGAUAGAAUGAAAUUAUAAGAAAAAUUAAAUGAAAAAAUGGAAAGAGCUGAUAAAAUAUAAGAAGAUUUAGAAUAAUUGUUAAUAUAAAGAUAAAAUAUGAGAAGAGAAAUUGAUAAACAAAAAAGAGAUCUCUUAUUGAAAUUAGAGAAAAUUAGAGAAGGAAAGAUACCUCCUUCAGAAAUCUAAAAAUAAUUUGGCAUUACAACAACUGAUUUAAAAUAAUCAACUCAAGAAGAAUAGAAUUUUGCUAGAAAAUCCCAAUCUUAAUCCAUAAAUAAAAAUAAUAAAAAAUUAAUGACAUUAACUAAACCUUUUAGUACUAUAAGAUCAUCUAAAGGUUAAGAUAAACUUCCUGAAAUUAAUUCAUCUUCCCCAUAAUUAUAAGAAACAUUGAAUAAUCAUGCGAAUACAAAAUCUGUUGAAUCAGCAUAAUUAUUAUAAUAAUAACCAUAAUAACAAUAAUGUAAAUAAUUAUUAAUAUAAAUAAGCAUAAAAAAAAUCUCCAAAAAGAGCUAAAAAACAAGAUAUAAUCAAAUCAAAACCAGCUGAACCACCAAGUCCAGAAGUGUUAUUUGAACUUAAUUAAAUUAUUUAAAGAUAAAACUAAGAGAUUAUGAGAGUAUUUAUGGAGGAAUAAGCAAAUGAAAAUAGAAGAGAUGAUAAAUUGAGAAAUUGUAAAUCUGAAAACAGAGCUAAAUUAGAAAAAUUAUAGAGUUUAGAAAGAUAGAAAGCUCAAUAAAGAAUUCAAAAGCUCUAAGAGCAACACUAAUAUGAAUAAUAAUAAUUUAAGCUAGCUCACAAUCUUAUCGAUUGA
This is a messenger RNA of Paramecium pentaurelia, 2256 nucleotides long. The record is from the annotation of a GenBank genome assembly. NCBI's taxonomy places the organism in Eukaryota, Ciliophora, Oligohymenophorea, Peniculida, Parameciidae.